Messenger RNA from Pygocentrus nattereri (red-bellied piranha), 1379 nucleotides. It is a transcript of the gene srp14, whose product is annotated as signal recognition particle 14. Gene Ontology annotation, molecular function: 7S RNA binding; endoplasmic reticulum signal sequence receptor activity. Lineage: Eukaryota; Metazoa; Chordata; Actinopteri; Characiformes; Serrasalmidae. The coding region runs from base 122 to 454 and encodes 110 amino acids. Gene Ontology annotation, cellular component: signal recognition particle, endoplasmic reticulum targeting. Gene Ontology annotation, biological process: SRP-dependent cotranslational protein targeting to membrane. The record is from RefSeq and is a predicted model, not a curated record. The transcript is spliced from 5 exons.
UGCUGGUUUAUCUGCGCCUCCAGCGGCCGAAGAGCUUCCAGUGAAGCGGUUCAGGCUGAAGCCGACGUGUGCUUACAGGAGCGCUCUGCUUUCACCAGCUGCUGGAUUUACAGCGAUAACGAUGGUGUUGUUAGAAAACGACGCGUUCCUGACGGAGCUCACUCGUCUGUUUCAGAAGUGCAGGACCAGUGGGAGUGUGGUCAUCACCUUAAAGAAAUAUGAUGGCAGGACAAAGCCGGCACCGAGGAAAGGCCAUCCAGAGACUUUUGAACCAGCUGAUAACAAAUGUCUCAUUAGAGCAUCAGAGGGCAAGAAAAAAAUUAGCACAGUGGUCAGCACCAAAGAAGUAAUAAAAUUCCAGAUGGCAUAUUCCAAUUUGUUGAGGGCGCACAUGGAUGGCCUGAAGAAGAAAGACAAAAAGAGUAAAAGCAAGAAGACUAAAGCUACACAGUGAUGGACAAUGAGGAGAGAGAGGAGCUGUUGAUUCAGCCUGUCCCGGGGCAACCUUCACCUGUGCCACACUCUACUAGACUCAAACCUUCACCCUCAAACAGCUGGCCAACUGAGACCACCUCUCUCUCCUCCCAGCUCCAGUUGUGGCAUGUUCUCAUGAACAUGCAUUUCAUUAAGCCAUUCAUAUUUGCCGCUCCACAGAGGCUGAGAGAGUGAAAGGAGGUCCGUCUCGUUUUGAGCUGAGAAACAGUAAUCUCUGUGAAUGGUGCAAGAAGGUUGUGUACAGUGUCCCUCAUUUGAAACCGUUUAUUUGGUCAGAACAGCAGGGCUUAACUUGGUGAGAUGGUGCCAUAUGAUAUGAGGGCUGAAUCUGUCAUUGGUUAUGGCUUUAUCCAAUUUUUUUCAAACCACAUUUUAAUUUACUUUUAGAAGUUUAGGUCUUUAUGGCAGAAUUUCACCUCUGAUGUACAGGUGUUACAUUCUGCAUUCUUCAUUUUUACAGUUUUGUUUUUUGGACUAAGAAUAUGUGUAUUUGUAUAUUUGAAAGACAUAUGUUCUUUAUUACCAGAUUAAUACAGAAAAACUUUUCAUUGUUACUUGUGCCUUGAAUGUGAUGCUUCAGUUUAACCCCCCCCCCCCCCCAACAAAACAAAAAAAAAAAACAACCAGGCAAUGGAAUUUAUGUUUAUGCUAAUAAAUAGUUAUUGCAUCUGACAUCAUUCAUCUAUUUAUAACAGUGCAAUGAGCUAGUGAUGCAGAGUCUGAAUGAUGGGUUAGUUUAUUUUUUGGUCACAAAUUAAAAUUUUGCUCAGUGUAAUAGUUCACUGAGGUUUUUUUAUUUUUUGGUCUGAAAUAAUUGGUUCUGUGUAAUAAAGUUGCUCUUGCCCUUUAUCAGGCACUUUGGCAGUGACUUAACCUUAAUUUAC